GGGACCCUGGCCUGGCACAGGCCCGCACACUCUCAGUAGACACUCUGUCUGUCUCUCUCUCUCACACGUUCUCCAACCCAAGGAGGCCAGACAGAAGGACGUGGUCACUCUCUGAAAGGUUCAACUGGAGAGAGACAAAAUGCAGUGGGCCUCCCUCCUGCUGCUGGCCGGGCUCUGCUCCCUCUCCCGGGCCCAGUACGACGAAGAUCCCCACUGGUGGUUCCACUACCUCCGCAGCCAGCAGUCCACCUACUACGAUCCCUAUGACCCCUACCCGUAUGAGCCCUACGAGCCCUACCCCUAUGGGGUGGAGGAGGGCCCAGCCUAUGCCUACGGCUCUCCGCCCCCUCCAGAGCCCCGUGACUGCCCUCAGGAGUGCGACUGCCCACCCAACUUCCCCACGGCCAUGUACUGUGACAACCGCAACCUCAAGUAUCUGCCCUUCGUCCCUUCCCGCAUGAAGUACGUCUACUUCCAGAACAACCAGAUCUCGUCCAUCCAGGAAGGUGUCUUCGACAAUGCCACCGGGCUGCUCUGGAUUGCUCUCCAUGGCAACCAGAUCACUAGCGAUAAGGUGGGCAGGAAGAUCUUCUCCAAGCUGAGGCACCUGGAGAGGCUAUACCUGGACCACAACAACCUGACCCGCAUUCCCGGCCCGCUGCCUCGAUCCCUGAGGGAGCUCCAUCUCGACCACAACCAGAUCUCGAGGGUCCCCAACAACGCUCUGGAGGGGCUGGAGAACCUCACAGCCUUGUACCUCCAGCACAACGAGAUCCAGGAAGUGGGCAGUGCGAUGAGGGGCCUCCGGUCACUGAUCUUGCUGGACCUGAGUUACAACCACCUGCGGAAGGUGCCUGAUGGACUGCCCAUAGCCCUCGAGCAGCUGUACCUGGAGCACAACAAUGUCUACUCCGUCCCCGAUAGCUACUUCCGGGGGUCGCCCAAGCUGCUGUACGUACGGCUGUCCCACAACAGUCUCACCAACAAUGGCUUGGCCUCCAACACCUUCAACUCCAGCAGCCUCCUUGAGCUUGACCUCUCCUACAACCAGCUGCAGAAGAUCCCCCCAGUCAACACCAACCUGGAGAAUCUCUACCUCCAAGGCAAUAGGAUCAAUGAGUUCUCCAUCAGCAGCUUCUGCACCGUGGUGGACGUCAUGAACUUCUCCAAGCUGCAGGUGCUUCGCCUGGACGGGAACGAAAUUAAGCGCAGCGCAAUGCCAGUCGAUGCGCCCCUCUGCCUGCGCCUCGCCAGCCUCAUCGAGAUCUGAGUGGCCCUUGCACGGGGCACGGGGCCUAAGGCCCCCACGCCCCACUGCAUCUGGCUGGAUGGUUUGGUUUGGCUUUUGCUGGAAGGUCUGGGACAGACCAUGUGACAGAACCCCAUGGGCUCCCUCUGUAGUCUUCUUCCCUGUAGGCAGGGUCAGGUGGGAUCAGGGGACAGGCAGCCUUUUACUGAGAGACAUGGCUGCAGCUCUCUUUCCAGGACAGACGUGGUAGCAGAGGAAGUAAUCCCUGGAAGUCCCAACCCCAGACACCUCACUACCCCCCAGGUUCUUCCCAAUGAUCUGGCGUCAUGAACUUAACAAGUCGCCUGGGCAAGCGCACGGCCGCACAGAGCGCGCUUUCGCCACAAUCCCUGGCUCUCUCUGUGAGCAGCGCUUGACCGCUCUCCUGCGUGCCAGGCGGGUGGUGCAGUUACUCUGGGCUCCCUCUCAGUGCUCCUCGGAAUAUACCUCUUGCUCAACUGCCUCCUCCUUCACCCUCCUCAUCCACUCAGCCUUGCUGCACACACACCUCUUCUGUGCCUUAGGCAGAGGCAUGAGAGCCCAAGGCGCGUGGGC
Messenger RNA from Mirounga angustirostris (Northern elephant seal), 1843 nucleotides. RefSeq names its product fibromodulin (gene FMOD). The coding region runs from base 140 to 1270 and encodes 376 amino acids. The transcript is spliced from 3 exons. Gene Ontology annotation, molecular function: protein binding. The record is from RefSeq and is a predicted model, not a curated record. NCBI's taxonomy places the organism in Eukaryota, Metazoa, Chordata, Mammalia, Carnivora, Phocidae.